CGUGUGUGAGAGUGUGUUUUGUCAUGUGUGUGCUUGUCAACCCUGACCAGUACUUCUUCUCUACUUCUACUCUACUUCUUUUGGGCACCACCCCCCUCUGUGGGAGAAUGCAGGGCCAGUUGGUAUGAUCUGCGAAGAGGAGAGGAGAGGAGAGGAGGGUUCUCUCUAAACUCAUGUCAGUGUGAUGCUUUGAACUCUGUCCCAUUCACACGGGGAGUCUGACAUGCCUCCAUCUCAGUGCUCGUGACAGGUUGACCUACCUGCCUCCAUGUGAUUACUUACUAUUUAUUUAUUUAUUUGUUUCUUUAUUUUUGUCUUCAAAGUUAGUUUUUUUCAACUUCUCUACUCUACUCUUCCUAAAGUGGCCACAGAAUGUUAAUAACAAAGAUCGAAGCCAAGCAGGCCUGCGAUUGGCUGAAGGCUGCCGGGUUUCCACAGUAUGCGCAGCUCUUCAAAGAUUGCCGUUUCCCCAUCGACUUAGACUGGGCAAAGAAUGAUCACGCGUUCCUGGAUAAGGACGCAAUUGAUUCCCUCUGCAGGAGGCUGAUCACCUUAAACAAAUGCGUUGAGAUGAAUCAGGAGAUGGGCCGAUUGAAGAGACGGAGCGAAGACUCCGAGGAUGAGGAGCCGUGUGCCAUCAGCGCCAAAUGGACCUUCAACCACAAAAACGGCUCGUGGAUCCGUCAGGAUGACAUGAAAUUCCUGGCCCUCCCAGACAGCCCCUGCUUGGGAACGCUGCGGGGCCGGGAGACGUCUCUGUGUGACGACAGCGGUGACAGACAGGAGACGUGCUCCACCCGCAGCUCCAGCAGCCUCGACAGCGACUGCGCUGACGGCUGCGGACCCGGCGGAUUCAAGAUGGCGGAGGAGGCGGAACCCAGCCGGAGCUCCUCCUCUCACUGUUCCUCCUCCUGCACCAAGCCGACCUCCCUGGACACCUCCUUCAGCGCCCCCCCCUCGCCGUCCCCCUCCCCCGCCGACGACCCUCCGAGCUGCAGCAGUGAGGACCCCCCCAGCGUCUCCCAGAAGCCCCCUCGCAAGAAGGGCCCCAGUCUGCUGAGGAGGAUGGAGCGGCUGCGUGUCCGAGGCCCGGCCAGGUCGACCCGAGUACGGAGCCGCAGUCUGGGCCAGACUAAGCUGUUGAUCAGCGGCCCGGUUCUGCAGGAGGGUGCGGCCCAGGAGCGACUGAAGCAGCUGAACUGUUUGGACAUCGCAGAGCUCCAGGGUAAAGUGCCGAGCCCCGGGGCUUCCUGCUCCUCGGCUUCCUCCUCCUCUUCCUCCUCCUCCUCCUCCUCUUUCUCCUCCAGCAGCAGUGCCUCAGAGAGUGGGAGCACGGUCAGCACCCCCAGCCCGGUGGCCCGUGUGCGGGGGAACAAGCGGGCGCAGCCCUGGACUCAAAGCCAAGAUCAGAGCCAAAACCGGAACCAGAGCCAGAGCCAGAGCGAGACCACAAGCAAGAGUGAACUGGACCUGAACAACCAGCGCAAUCAGCAGGACCAGCUCCGCCUCCAUGAGGAGACGCUGUUCCGGAUCCCGGAGGGGUACAAACCGGGUACCUUCCCCACCGCCCUCUCCCACGGCCUCGCUCCACUCCUGCCCAUCGACAACACCUCCGUCAACUGGAGGACGGGCAGUUUCCACGGUUACCACGGCCGCCGUUGCCGUGGUGGUGAGAGCUCCCCCUGCAGCCCCCUGGCGGCCAUCGACCACCGCGCCAGCAUCUAUGACAACGUGCCGGACGCCCCACCUUGCGCCACCGCCGGUGUGGGUGGGGGGGCCCUAGAGGUCCGGGGGUCGAGCAUAGAGGACGACGUGUUUCAGGCACUGGACUGCGUGAUGGAGCGCAUCAACAGCCUGCAGCAGCUGGUGUCCAGCUGGGCGGAGAAGCUGUCCGAGGACGGAGACUCGGACUUCAGCAACCGCUCCAGCUCGCCCUCGCUCAGCGACAUCCUUCUGGAGGUGAAGGAGCCGGAGGAGGACACGGAGAGGAACGGAGGGGACACAGAGGAGUCCAGGACAAUUCCUGUGCAUCAGCAGCAGCUACACUGGUGGAGCGAGGAGCAGGCCCUGGUGUCGUUAGGUCCUGGCUCGGGGGUGGAGAGUCAGUUGGCGGCCCAGAUGAACCGGCUGCAGCGCCUCUCCCUGCUCAGGCUCACGGCCCUCAUGGACAGGUUCUCCCCCUCCUGCAAGCAGGGCUGGAUCUGGACCGGCCCAAACGUGCCCAGGACCCAGAAGAAGCCCCAGCAUAAGAACCGUAAGGUGUUCGGGGUUCCCCUGCGGCAGAGCGCUCAGACAUUCAACACCCCACUCCCCCCCUGCAUUCUCCGAGCCAUGCAGUACCUGAAGACCCAGUGCUUCAACCAGGUUGGACUUUUCCGGAAGCCUGGCGUUAAAUCCCGAAUCCAAAGCCUCCGGGAUAUGGUAGAGGCUGAUCCGGAAGGAGUCUCCUUCGAAGACCAAUCAGCCUUCGACGUGGCAGACAUGGUGAAGCACUACUUCCGGGACCUUCCGGAACCGGUGUUCUCUGAGAAACUCAACGAGUCGUUUCUACACAUCUACCAGUAUUUCCCCAAGGACCAGCAGUUUGCAGCGGUCAGGGCGGCCAUCUUCCUCCUGCCGGACGAGAACAGGGAGGCGCUGCAGUCUCUGCUCCUCUUCCUCAGGGAGGUGGCCGCCUGCGUGGAGGAGAACCAGAUGACCCCCACCAACAUCGCCGUGUGCCUGGCACCCACCCUCUUCCACCUCAGCACACCUAGGGGAGAGAGCAGGGCAACCAGACAUGGAGGCACACGGAAGCACAGCCUGGUGAAGCCCGAUCAGAGAGACUUGAGUGAAAGCCUGGCGGCCACACAGGGUCUAGCACAUAUGCUGGCGGAGGUCACACACCUGUUCCAGCUGCCUGGGUACUGCCUGCCAGAGGAGCCCCUGCAGGUGGAGGCCAGUCUUGGUACGGGGCGUGAGGAGCAGGAGCUGUGCACCGGUCUGCAGCAGUCCGCCCAGCAGCUCCUCAGGGAGGCCAAGGAGAAGGCCAGGGGCUGGGUCAGCUGCCCCAGCCCCCACCAGCACGUGGACCUGGCCUACAAGAAGGUGGAGGAUGGCCAGGCGCUGCGUCUGUGGCGGGGGAGCGUGGAGGUGGAGGCCCCCCAGCAGGAGGCACUGCAGUGGGUGCUGAGGAGGCGCGAGGCCUGGGCAGGGGAGGCGCUCCUGGAGGCCGGGGUGCUGGAGACCCUGGGCGAGGAUGCGGAGGUGUAUAGCUACACGCUACAGGGAGCCGGGAGCAGACCUCCCCUCCAGCAUGUGUUACUGAGGACCUGGCAGUCGGACCCCUCGGCCGGCCCUCUGUACGUGGCGGCGGCGUCCCUGGAUCAUCACGGCGCUCCGCAGAAGGGCCUCAGGGCUCAGGUGUACACUUGCCUCUUCCUGGUGGAACCACUGGGGAUGAAGAGGUCAAGACUGACACACUUCUGCAGAACAGAUACCAGGGGCAGAUCAUCGGAGUGGCACAGUAAGGUGUGUGGGCACCAGCUGGCGUCCGGCCUGCAGCGGCUGAGGGAGUCCUUCAAGGCCAAGGCCAGAGACGGACGUCUAUGACCACGACCCACGUCCUCCCCACACACACACACACACACACACAGAAGAAACAACAGUCCUCGAGAGACAGUCUAACACUCUCCAUCCUCACAAGGAAUACAUCACACAUACACACAAGAGUGGAACAUCUGCCCCCUAGAGACAGUCUAACACCCUCUAGCCUCUCAAGGAAAACACUACCUACACACACACACACACACACACAUUAGUACAACCGUUCCCAAGAGGCAUUGUAUCUUUGUCCAGCCUCACAAGGAACACAAAACAAAUGUGACCUGUGACACAUACACACCUACAAGACAAACAUCACCUGUGACCCAUACACACCUACAAGACAAACAAACAUCACCUGUGACUCAUUCACACUUACAAGACAAACAUCACCUGUGACCCAUACACACCUACACGGCAGCAGACGGUUUAACCCCAGAGAGGAGUUGGGCCAGACACAUGCCAGAUUAGAGUCAGAUACGGACCACAGUCAGAGGCUAUCAAAGAGGACAUCUUACCACCCCCCCCCCUCUCCCCCUUCAAACCAUCAGGACAAGAGACACUGCAAAAGCUGAAGGAGCUACCAGCACCUGUUUGGAGUUUAGAUUGAUCUGCUUCAAGAGAACCCUGCCACACAACAUACAUGGGAACCGACAUGGGGAACCGACAGGGAGAACCAUCAGGGGGAACUGUCCGGAAACGUCCUCUCCCAUUUUAAAGAGGAACAUGAGGAAUAUUUUUAAUUAAUUUUUAAAAGGAUCUAUGAGGAACCCUAUAUCUAUGUCCAUACGUUUCCUUUAUAUGAAAUUGUAUGUGUUGCAACACCUCUCUGUCUAUAGUAAUAUAUCUCAAUUAAGAUCUCUAAGUAUUCAUUUGAAGUCAUAACAGCCUGAAUGACAGAAUGCUUUAAAAAUGUUUAUAUUCAUGUGACAAGUAACAGAGUAAAAUUAUUUUAUGACUGCAUGAGUAAAAUUUUGGAAAUGAAAUCACUGCAAUAAAUUAUAAUAUACAUUUUA
Messenger RNA from Clupea harengus (Atlantic herring), 4598 nucleotides. Its product is annotated as rho GTPase-activating protein 7. Gene Ontology annotation, biological process: actin cytoskeleton organization; regulation of Rho protein signal transduction; signal transduction. Gene Ontology annotation, molecular function: lipid binding; protein binding; GTPase activator activity. The record is from RefSeq and is a predicted model, not a curated record. NCBI's taxonomy places the organism in Eukaryota, Metazoa, Chordata, Actinopteri, Clupeiformes, Clupeidae.